Molecule: messenger RNA, 1033 nt
Organism: Exophiala viscosa
Lineage: Eukaryota; Fungi; Ascomycota; Eurotiomycetes; Chaetothyriales; Herpotrichiellaceae
Product: putative glutathione S-transferase
Exons: 1
Coding region: 118-855 (245 amino acids)
Source: RefSeq, a predicted model, not a curated record
CAUUGAACAGCCCUUCAAUCACUUCCAGGACACCUGCUAUACUGUACCAAGCGUUCCUUCACUACAAGAUAAAGAUCAAUCCCAACCCGUGACCAGCCAUCUACUCUUUGAGCAACCAUGGCCCCAACAGUCCACCACCUCCAAGUCUCCCAAUCCGAACGCAUAGUCUGGCUCCUCGAAGAACUCAGCGUCCCUUACACCCUCAAACUCCACCAGCGCUCACCCCUCCUAUCCCCUCCAGCCCUCGCAGCACUCACACCCGCCAAAUCCGCCCCCGUCCUCACCGACACCCAUCAAGGCCGGGAAUUCACCAUAUCUGAGUCCGGUGCCAUAGCAGAGUACAUCAUCACUAUCUACGGCGACAACCGUCUGACCCUGCCCGCCUCUGCCCCCAAUUACCCGGAAUACCUGUUCUGGCUACACUUCGCCAACGGCACGCUUCAACCAACACUGGGUCGCAAAAUGAUCGCCCGCCUAUCGAACCCUGGCUUGGACUCUCCGUAUCAACAUGCCGCCGACGCCGCGAUCGCUAAAUGUCUGGGUGCCGUGGAGGCCAGACUCUCUGAAACGAAAGCGUGGUUGGCCGGCGACGAGUUCACGGCCGCGGAUAUCAUGAGCGUAUGGUGUUUUACUACGAUGCGGAAUUUCGUGCCUGUUGAUUUGAGUCCGUAUCCGGCGCUGUUGGAGUACUUGCAGCGCGUGGGGAAGAGGGAAGUGUAUCGGAAGGCGAUGAGUAAGGGGGAUCCGGGGAUGGAUAUCGAUCGGGCGUUGAGUGCGGAGGGUCCUGAGAUGUUUCCGGCAUUGGCGGAUAUGGAGAGGCAGAUGGGCGUUGGGAAGGUCAAGGCAAAGGCUUAAGUCACAAGAUGGUACCCUCGGGAGAAGACGACUUACACGAAGUGUCUGGUGUGAAUGUGCUCAGCAAGUACAUAAUGAACUUUCCCUUUCGCUACGUGAGAAUGCUCGGUUCUAAAAACGCCCCUUACCAUGAUCUCGGAGGCAAGAAUGAGCCCCGGAAGGACAUUCAAACCUGGUC